This is a messenger RNA of Malania oleifera, 1400 nucleotides long. RefSeq names its product ninja-family protein Os03g0419100-like. Gene Ontology annotation, biological process: response to abscisic acid; signal transduction; negative regulation of DNA-templated transcription. The transcript is spliced from 3 exons. Bases 259 to 1194 code for a protein of 311 amino acids. NCBI's taxonomy places the organism in Eukaryota, Viridiplantae, Streptophyta, Magnoliopsida, Santalales, Ximeniaceae. The record is from RefSeq and is a predicted model, not a curated record. Gene Ontology annotation, cellular component: nucleus.
UGGGAACAGAGGUCUGAAUACUGUAACGGAACAAUAUCCAUGCGCCCUUCACUCCCCACCACGUGGCUUCUCCCAUGUCCAUUGCCAUCAUCAAUCCAACUCAGAUCCUCCACUCCCACCUCCACCCCCACCCCCACCCCCACCCCCCGUCCUUCUUUAUCCCUUCUCUCUCUCGAGAGUUCUCUAGGGUACUUCAAGUUUUGCUCAUGCAAAUCAGAAAAACCAAGAAUAGCUAGCUAGAAGAAGUUGAUUUCUGCAAUGGGUCAAGUGAACGAAGGCGGGUUUGGUGGAUUUCAGCUUUUCAUGGGAGAGGGAGAGGACCCAAGAAACGAGUUCUCCAAUGCCGACGAAGUAGACCUCAAUCUCAGGCUCUCUUUGACGGGAACUUCCAACGAAAAACCCACGUUCCGGUCCUCUUCUCCGUUGCCCGGAAAACUGGCUGUGAGCGGGUUUGAUGUCCAAGGCAACCCUCGGCUGCUGCCCCUGCUGCCGCCCGCGGCGCCGCCGCCGCAGCGUUCGUUUGUGUCGAUGCUCCAGUCUUACUCUCUGCCUCCCCCGGCAGAGCGGGGGCAGAGGAGGUUUGCGGAGUUGCCGCCGCUGCGGAGAGUAGAGCCAAAGAUGGGAAUGCUGCAGGGGCCGAUGGUGCAUUUGGUGGCUCCACCGCCGGAAUUGCCGACUUGGCCCGCAGCUACUGCCGCUAGAAAUGUCGCACUCUCUCGCGCCCUUCAAAACAUCAGCACCCACGGAGAUGCAUCCAGGAUCCCAUCAAUUGAAGGACAGGGGAGUUCUGCUGUGACAACUGCUUUCUUUUCUCAGUCAUUUCCGGAAUGGGGUCACCCAGAAUACUAUGUUAUGCCGGUUGCAGCAGCAAAUGGGAGAUUCAUUAAGCCUCCUGAAAUUGAGCAAGGGAAUCCAUUCAAGAAAGCUAAGAUUUCAGGCUACAACAUGCAAGAAAGUGGGUUGGAAGUGAUGAAGCAGAUGCCUAGUGUGACAACAAUAGGGCAAGGUCCGAAUGGAAGAAGAAUAGAAGGGUUUCUAUACAGAUACUUGAAAGGUCAGAUAAGUAUAGUGUGUGUUUGCCAUGGCCAAUUUUUCUCUCCAGAAGAAUUUGUCAAGCAUGCUGGCGGCGAUGACGUGCCAAACCCCAUGAGGCAUAUUAGUGUCUCCCCCACCUACAAUUCUAAUUCACUGUGAUGCUGAGUUUUUCAGCCACUGUGAAGGUGUUAGUUGGGGAAGGACAUGGAAAGUCCAAAUUCAAUGUCGUCUUUUUUUCUUUUUUCAGCCAGUUUGCAUGCAACUGUGUGCAGAUUUUCUUUAAAUUUCUCUCUUGCAAUGACUCUCGUAGAAUGAACUAUUUUUAUUUGCAAGAAAUAUUAGAUGAUGUUAUUGUGAUGGAGAAA